Molecule: messenger RNA, 6507 nt
Organism: Colius striatus (speckled mousebird)
Lineage: Eukaryota; Metazoa; Chordata; Aves; Coliiformes; Coliidae
Gene: RABGAP1L
Product: RAB GTPase activating protein 1 like
Exons: 21
Coding region: 204-2654 (816 amino acids)
Source: RefSeq, a predicted model, not a curated record
CGCCAUCCACCCGCCGCCGGAAUGUGGACGACGCUGGCCCGGCCCUGAGGCGUCUGCGCGGCCCGCUGAGUCCUUCUCGCCCGGCCUCCCGCUCCUCUGCGCAGGGCGCCGGUGGCGGAGGACGGGCUGGAGAAAGCGUCAGAGCGGGGAGGACGGCCCGGCUGCCACCGGUUCUUGUGGCAGGAGGGGAAUACUGACUUGAGAUGGAAGUCAGAUCAUCAUUUAGCAAAGGCAGCAGGAUUCCUGAAACUGUAUCCACGUUAAUAAAUAAAGAAUUUGUCCUGGUUCAUCAGCAAUCUGAGGACACCCCUGGAAAAGAAGAAAAACCUCAGCUAAAGGUGUUUUCAAAUGGAGAUGAUCAGCUGGAGAAGGCAAUGGAAGAGAUACUGAGGGAUUCUGAAAAAGACCAGAACAAUUUCACUGUUCUCCAAGAGGGUUCCAGUGAUGCAAGCAGCCAGGCAGCUAGAGAUAUGACAGCAGGUCAAACAACUCAGCCAUCUUUGCACCUUGUUUUAGACCCUUCUACUACAGAAGUCUCUGCACCAAGGCCAUUGUCUGCCAGUCAACCUUUGGAAGAGGAUAGUGUGCUGUUUAACAAACUGACUUAUUUAGGUUGUACAAAGGUGUCUGCCCCUCGAAAUGAACUGGAAGCUCUCCAUGCUAUGGCAAACAUGAAGUCCUCCAGUCAAGCCCCUUUACCUGUAACGCUUUAUGUUCCGAACAUUCCAGAAGGUUCUGUAAGAAUAAUUAAUCAAUUGAACAAUGUGGAGAUAGCCUCUUUUCCAAUCUAUAAGGUGUUGUUUUGUGUGCGUGGACAAAAUGGAACUUCAGAGAGUGACUGUUUUGCAUUUACUGAAAGCAGCUGUGGAACAGAAGAGUUCCAGCUUCAUGUUUUCUCCUGUGAGAUUAAAGAGGCAGUCAGCCGAAUUUUAUAUAGUUUCUCCACAGCAUUCAAACGUUCUUCCAAGCAAGCAUCUGAUCACGUUAAGGACUUUGUUCUUCCAACUCCAGAUAGUGAUGUGUACACUUUCAGUGUUUCCUUAGAAGUCAAAGAAGAUGAUGGAAAAGGAAAUUUUAGCCCUGUGCCAAAGGACAGAGAGAAAUUGUAUUUCAAGCUUAAACAGGGAAUUGAGAAGAAAGUGGUGAUUACAGUUCAGCAACUGUCCAACAAAGAAUUGGCCAUUGAAAGAUGCUUUGGAAUGCUACUAAGCCCUGGACGAAAUGUGAAGAACAGUGAUAUGCAUUUACUAGAUAUGGAAUCCAUGGGAAAGAGUUCUGAUGGGAAGGCGUAUGUAAUUACUGGAAUGUGGAAUCCUAAUGCACCCAUGUUUCUGGUACUUAAUGAGGAAACUCCUAAAGAUAAGCGUGUGUUCAUGACUGUGGCAGUAGAUAUGGUUGUUACUGAAGUAGUAGAGCCAGUCCGUUUUUUGCUGGAGACUGUUGUGCGUGUGUACCCUGCCAACGAACGCUUCUGGUACUUCAGCAGGAAAACCUUCACAGAAACGUUUUACAUGAAGCUAAAACCGUCUGAAGGAAAAAACCAUGCAAGUGCUGGGGAUGCUAUUUAUGAAGUUGUUAGUCUACAAAGAGAAUCUGCAAGAGAGGAAGAGUUGGUCAGCCCAACAAGUGGAGGAGGGCCUAUGUCAUCCCUGGAGGAUGAAGCAGAAGAAGAGAGUGAUAAUGAACUCUCCAGUGGCACUGGUGAUGUGUCAAAGGAUUGUCCUGAGAAGAUUUUGUAUUCCUGGGGAGAAUUACUGGGGAGAUGGCAUAAUAAUCUUGUUGUGAGACCAAAUGGAUUAUCUACCCUGGUGAAACGUGGUGUUCCAGAAGCUCUAAGGGCAGAAGUUUGGCAGUUGCUGGCAGGAUGCCAUGACAACCAGGCCAUGCUGGAUAAAUACAGAGUUCUCAUCACAAUGGAUUCUGCUCAAGAAAGUGUCAUUACACGAGAUAUUCAUCGUACAUUUCCAGCACAUGAUUAUUUCAAAGAUACAGAAGGAGACGGCCAGGAAUCUCUAUACAAAAUCUGUAAGGCAUACUCUGUCUACGAUGAAGACAUUGGCUAUUGCCAGGGACAGUCUUUCCUUGCAGCUGUACUUCUGCUUCAUAUGCCAGAGGAGCAGGCAUUCUGUGUAUUUGUGAAAAUAAUGUAUGACUAUGGCUUGAGGGACCUCUACAGAAAUAACUUUGAAGAUCUCCAUUGCAAGUUUUUCCAGCUGGAGAAGUUAAUACAGGAGCAGUUACCAGACUUAUAUAGCCAUUUCUCAGACCUCAAUUUGGAAGCUCAUAUGUAUGCAUCCCAGUGGUUCCUCACUCUUUUUACUGCCAAGUUUCCACUCUGCAUGGUCUUCCACAUCAUUGACUUACUACUUUGUGAGGGUAUGAACAUAAUCUUCCAUGUAGCCUUGGCUCUCUUAAAGACCUCAAAAGAAGACCUUCUACAAGCUGAUUUUGAAGGAGCUUUAAAAUUCUUCAGGGUUCAGUUGCCCAAGAGGUACAGAGCUGAAGAGAACGCCAGAAGACUGAUGGAACAAGCUUGCAACAUAAAGGUGCCAACAAAAAAGCUGAAGAAAUAUGAGAGAGAGUACCAAACCAUGCGGGAGAGUCAGCUGCAGCAGGAGGACCCUAUGGACAGAUACAAGUUUAUAUGUUUGUAGGUAACUCUCCUGCUGUUGCACUUUUACGGGAGAUCUUCAUGAGACGCAGAAACAAAGGGUGAUUCUCAGCUACAGACACAAAAAGGAGAAAAUACACAUUGUUCUAGCACGAGCUGUGUGCAGUGGCAUCCACAGAGACUUUUGGAAGAUGAACUCUUCCUUGACUGAUACGAUCCUUGUUAUUCAUCUCUGUCUAUACCGAGUGUUAGUAGUUUUUUGAUAAUAUAAUGCCUACUGUGGUUGGGCCCAGAGCCGUCCUGCGGCCCCCAAGGUACUACUGCAAUAGAAUUAAUAGUGAUAAAUAUCCUGCUUCAAAGCAGCAGAGAAGUGAAGGUUCAGUUAUGGAUACGACAGCUUGAUAGUUCACCAAAAAAGAACAUUUUGGAUCACCGUUGCUUGUCUUUCCAGUGUAUUUGCUUUUAUUGUCACUGCUACAUUCUGUUGCCAUAGAUUUUUGUGUGGUGGAGGCUCUGCCUCUAGAAAUAUAUUUCACGUAGCGUUCAGGAUCCAUUUAUUGCUUACUCUGUUUUGAAAAAUCCAGUUUUCUUUAGGUGAAGCUGCCAGAGAUGAAACACUUGGGUGCCCAUUGCCCGGGUUACCUGGGAACUGACACUGUUACAUAUUCCUAUUCUGCUGUUCUUCAUUGUACCUUCAUAUGUUAAGUUGGUGUGGAGUCUCCUAGGAGUGUGGAGUAGUAGUUAAUCACACAGGGUACAACAGGUUUGUGUGGUCCAUAAGGAAAGCUGGAGGUGCAGCAUGUCCAGAAAGCCACAGUAUGAAAAUGUGGUGACAGACUAUGCCCAGAUGGAGUUACGGGUACAGAUGAAGGAAAACUUUUAGGUUUUUUUAAAGAAAAAGUAUUUACCUGUGAAAAGUUGCAUUUUGAAAUGUCAAAGGGCGCAGAUUUGAUUAUUUGUGAGAGCUGGGCCUGCUGUGGCAGCCAAGAACCACUGGUGAGUAUGACCUAUUUUAAAAACCCCACAACUUCCUUCUGACUAAAUGUUUCCAGUGGUGCACUUACAGUACUGUGGAAUUAAAAUAGACUUAGCAAAUAAGUAAGGUCCCUUUAAAGCUUUGCAGAAGCAUAUUAACUGGUUAAUCUUGGGCGAUGGACAGAGAAGAGCACAAUCUCCAAGCUGCAAGUGAGGAUAUAGGAAGUGACUCUCUGGCCACUGUUUAUGUGAGUCGCUAUCACAGUGAGAUCACAGACUGGGGUUUUGGGUUGUGUUUUUGCAAUGCACUGUGUGAUUGGCUGUUAUUAAACCCGAUUGAGUCUGAUCCUCUUAGUAAUGCUGGGAUUAGAGUCCCUGUAACUGGUUAGUUGCACAUUGAGUUCAAAGUUUAUAAACAUUCUUCAGCUGAUGGGUGUCCUGGAGAAGUGCUUGUGAGUGCUCUCUGUUCCUUGUCUUGCUUAUUGGAUGUUAUUGAUGUGUCAAGCUGAGGCUGGUAGGAAUCAACAUUUCGAGAGUGUUUCCAAAGGGCAGCAUGAGACACAAACUGUGGAUCCUCAUGGGCAGAAAUAGGACAGCUAACUUCGCUUGUCCCUUAAGUGAUCAUGUUGCAGCCUGUGUGUUUAGAAAUGUGUUUUAUUUGGGCAGCAUCAGUGCUAGACUCUGCCUAGCGGUGCUUGGUCUGGGAAAGGGCUGUGGCUACACUGCUGACCAGUGUUGUAGUGUGGUUGUUAGCUCCCUCCAGCCCCGUGUGUUCUCCAGGGGGGCUGUGCCCUGAAGACCUGCAUCAUUGGCAUUUUUACAGUUUCCCUUCCCAGAAUAAAAUGAAAUCUUGGUUACUGCCCAGGAGUGGGGUGUUUUUUGGAUGGGAUCGCUGGACUGGGGAUCCCUGCAGAAUCUUCCUCUUUUAGGUCAAGAAGGCUUUCAGUCUGUUGAUAGUUUUUAGUUACAGGUGUUAGGGUUUUUGUUGUUUGCAAUGUGUUGCAGUUUUUAAUCCCAACAGGAAUUUGUCAGCACCACAGAGACACUGUGUUGGCAGUGAUGAAGGAUGGCUUGUAACCUGCCUGUAACCUGGCCCUCAGUAGAGCUGUCCUGAUGGACUGUUGAGAGUAGGAGACAUGCUGUGCAUUGUGCUGGGGUGGGAGCAGCUGUAGUGCACUGCCUCCUCCUCCUCCCAGUCCACUCAGUGCAGAGGCGGCUCAGGGGAGCGGGCCCAGCUAUUGCCUGUGGAUCUAACCUCCUGGGCAUCCAGUGGAGCCCAGGACCCAGCCAGGGCAGCGUGAGGACAUGGCACACUUCUGCCUGUCCUCCCCAGCACUGAGGCCUAGUGUGCUGCCCAGCAUGAAGCCCCUGUGCAUCAUCACCAGGACAAAGGGCAGCCAGGCACCCACGGACCCUCUGUAGCCUCCAGACAAGGGCUGGCUUUGCAGUGGCUGCCCUGCCUUAACCACUCACUUGACAGGUUAAAUUCCCGUGCCACUGGAGUUCCAGCCCAGCCCCUGUUUUACGUGUUGAUGGUGGUUCAACUUGCCAAAAGGACAGCAUUAAAUAGUGCCAUUAUAGUGAAUGGGGUUUUUUUUCCUUCUAUAUUUACAAGUAUUAUUUAGGAAAAGUGGAUUUUUUUAUGGGCACCUUUCAUUUGCUUUUUUCCAUUGCAUGUAACAUUAUCACUCACAUUUUUGUCAAGUACAAAAGUAUGUUCUAAAUUGCUGUUUAUCACUAAGCGUCAUGACUUGGUUAAAUUACAAAUUCCCUAGAGAAGCCAGGCAGAAGAGUGAGUUGCAUGUGCAGAAAAAAUAGCAAUGUAGUUCAGAUCGAUAUUUUUCUAUAUAUUUUAUAUAUAUGUAUAUUAUGAGGGUUUUUCCUGUGUUUGAGAACACCUCAUGUAACAGGAUUUCAGCUGACUUGCUGAGAAAAUGCUGCAGUUGGGUUUGGGACUGCUUGGCCUAACAUAAAGAGGAUAUAAGCAGAGGAAGGAAGGCUGGUGUUCCACAAGCAGACCCUGCUUGUACACAUAGUUGGGUUCUGAGGGUAGAAAGGCCUUUUCCUGUGUAGGCCUGAUUGUGCAACAAAGUUGUCUCUCUGAAUAAAUGUUUCAUUUGGACAUAAUAGCCUUUUGAAUGUUUGAAGUGGAAGCAAAAAUUAACACACUGGUAAUUUUUACUCAGAGUUGUGGUAACUGAAUGGUAACUGUCAUGAGAAAAACUGUAAGAUAACGCUUGACGUGGGUCGUUGUUUGUUUGUACGUUCUUUAAAAGUGUGCUGGGGUGCUUUUGGGAAUGCUUCGUCAGAGUCAACAGACAGAAAACACAGACCACCUCCAGGAGCAUCUGCCAUGCUUCCCAUAUGAGGUUUUCUGGGAUAGUUUGCUGUAAAAGCCUUUUGGGUUUCUGGGUGGAGGUUCACAGGGUUUCCUUCGGUGCUCCUCUGCAAUCAAGAGCCCUUUCUGAGGGGCUUAGGAAGACUUUGGUUUACUCACAUCCAGAAAAGUGAAUUUUAACCCAUGUUUUCAUUCCACCCUUGAGGAUCUGUUUGUGCCCAGAGAUCUGGGGUUUGGGUGUUGGCUCAUCAGAAAAUGUGAUGCUGAAUUGCUUAACAAGGUUUGUGACUCGUCCCACCCCACUUGAGUAGCAGCACAGAGAGGAUGCAUCAUCACCACUAAUCUUGGUAGGAGUUGCUCCUUGGGGCCCGCUGGAAGGGAGCAGGGGGUGGAGUUCAGCCUUCCUGAGCUGAGGCUUUCACAUUUGCCUUUUUCUUCCUGUCCUGUGUGUGAUGGAAGCUGGAUUUUAUCCCCUUUAAAACUCAGAACCAAAAAUCCACUGAAGAAUCAGAAACAUUUUUUCCAGGGGAGGAGCUGUCUUUGCUGGUAUUAAAAAUUAUUUUAUAUCCUGUUUUCACUGUCU